This is a messenger RNA of Cicer arietinum (chickpea), 779 nucleotides long. Its product is annotated as probable calcium-binding protein CML45. The record is from RefSeq and is a predicted model, not a curated record. Lineage: Eukaryota; Viridiplantae; Streptophyta; Magnoliopsida; Fabales; Fabaceae. Gene Ontology annotation, molecular function: calcium ion binding.
AAUAAACUUUAUUAGGCCACAUGUUUGUGAUUUUUUAUUAUUAUCAAUAUUAGAGCAAAUUCCUUGCAACAUUAAAUAUGUUUGGAUCAUCUUUAUUUCUUGGAAUUCUCCAUUGUGAUAUUAGAAUUAAAGAUUUUCUCUCAAUUUUAAUUUUUAAAAUGCACACUUUGUUGAACUAUGUUUCCCAUAAUUGGAACUAUUGUGCCACUCUUACAAGUUACUAUAAUUAUGAACUAGUGAAGCAGGGUUUGAACUGCAAUAUUCAAAGUGGUGUGAAAUUGUGCAAAGAUGAAAUCAUUGUUGUGAUGGAAAAGAUGGGAUUAAGAGUGAAUUAUGAUGAGGAUUGUAUAGUGGAGUUUGAUGAUCAAGAAGAAAUUAGUCAUAUGUUUGAAAAUGGGGUUAGUUUGGAAGAGGUGAAGGAAGCAUUUAAUGUGUUUGAUGAAAACAAAGAUGGCUUUAUAGAAGCUACUGAGUUGCAGAGGGUUUUGUGUUGUUUGGGAUUUCAGAGAGACUUUGUGGAAUGUCAAAAAAUGAUUAACGUUGUUGAUCAAAAUGGAGAUGAAUUAGUUGAUCACUAUGAGUUUGUUAAGUUGAUGGAACAGAGUUUUGGAUGAAAUACUCUGUAGUCUUUUGUGCAGCCUAAGUUUUCUUUCUCUGUUUUUUGUUUUUUGGGUGGGAAUAUGGUAAAAUGGUUAUUAAUGUAUGAUAAUAAUAAUAAUAAUAAUAAUAAUAUUAAUAAUGAUAUAACCCUACCACAAUUUUUUUUAAAGAAUAAUGGA